AUGGGUAUGGGUGGAAUGCCAAAUACGGGUAUGAAUAUGAUGUCCCAAAUGCAAACCGGCGUGCAACUGGGUGGUACAAUGCCUGGUACUAUGCAGGGGAGAAGACGCGGUGGAGGAUCGUGCAAUGACUGCAUAUGCUGCAUAGAGCUUUGUGGUAGUUGUUUAACAGCCUGGUUUGCUCCUAGUCCUAUGGAAGUACGACAGUCUGCAACAAAUAACCCCAUACCAAAUGACAGGAUUGCGGAAGCGAACAAACCAGUCCCUCCCCCAGCUUAUGAACCAGUGCUCGACAAUAGAACUACAGUUAACCAUACACACAGCUGA
Messenger RNA from Nakaseomyces glabratus, 324 nucleotides. RefSeq lists its product as uncharacterized. Lineage: Eukaryota; Fungi; Ascomycota; Saccharomycetes; Saccharomycetales; Saccharomycetaceae. The record is from RefSeq and is a predicted model, not a curated record.